This is a messenger RNA of Echinops telfairi (small Madagascar hedgehog), 1034 nucleotides long. RefSeq names its product olfactory receptor 13C7-like. The transcript has a single exon. Gene Ontology annotation, cellular component: membrane. Bases 72 to 1034 code for a protein of 320 amino acids. Lineage: Eukaryota; Metazoa; Chordata; Mammalia; Afrosoricida; Tenrecidae. The record is from RefSeq and is a predicted model, not a curated record. Gene Ontology annotation, biological process: G protein-coupled receptor signaling pathway. Gene Ontology annotation, molecular function: G protein-coupled receptor activity; olfactory receptor activity.
AGAUGCUGCUGUGACACCUGUACCCAGAGUCCACUCUCGAGGGAAUCAUUGCUGUGAAAGAAAAUAACACCAUGGGAAAGACCAACCAAUCUUCGGUGACAGAAUUUGUUCUGCUGGGGCUUUCUGGUUACCCCGAGCUGGAAGCCAUUUACUUUGUGCUGGUCUUAUGCAUGUACCUCGUGAUCCUGCUGGGAAAUGGAGUCAUUAUCAUGGUAAGUGUCUUUGACGCCCGCCUGCACACCCCCAUGUACUUUUUCCUCAGUAACCUAUCAUUCUUGGACAUAUGCUACACCAGUUCUUCGAUUCCACUAUUCCUCAGCAGCUUCGUUACUUCAAAGAAAACCAUUUCCUUCUCUGGGUGUGGCGUGCAAAUGUUUCUCUCCUUUGCCAUGGGAGCCACCGAGUGUGUUCUUCUGAGCAUGAUGGCGUUCGAUCGCUACGUGGCCAUCUGUAACCCUUUGAGAUAUCCCAUCAUCAUGAGCAAGACGUCAUACGUACCCAUGGCUGCUGGGUCAUGGAUCGCAGGGGGGGUCAAUUCUCUGCUGCAAACCUCGCUUGCCAUGCGGCUUCCCUUCUGCGGGGAUAACGUCAUCAAUCAUUUCACUUGCGAAAUCUUAGCUGUCUUAAAACUGGCCUGUGCUGACAUCUCCACAAAUGUUAUUAGCAUGAUUGUUGCAAAUAUGAUUUUUCUCGUGGUCCCCGUACUCUUUAUUUUUAUCACCUAUGUUUUCAUUCUCGCCACCAUCCUAAGGAUUCCUUCUGCCGAGGGCAGGCGCAAAGCCUUCUCCACCUGCUCCGCCCACCUGACAGUGGUGGUUAUAUUCUAUGGGACCAUCCUGUUCAUGUAUGCAAAGCCCAAAGCUAAAGACUCUUCCGGUGCCGAUAAAGAACAAGUCACCGAUAAAAUAAUCUCCCUUUUCUAUGGAGUGUUAACACCCAUGCUCAACCCUCUCAUUUACAGUUUAAGGAACAAGGAUGUGAAGGCGGCCGUGAGGAAUAUGCUAUGUCUGAAAUGUACUUCUGGCCAAGUAUAA